Messenger RNA from Carcharodon carcharias (great white shark), 3638 nucleotides. RefSeq names its product N-acetylglucosamine-1-phosphate transferase subunit gamma (gene gnptg). Bases 157 to 990 code for a protein of 277 amino acids. Lineage: Eukaryota; Metazoa; Chordata; Chondrichthyes; Lamniformes; Lamnidae. The record is from RefSeq and is a predicted model, not a curated record. Gene Ontology annotation, cellular component: Golgi apparatus. The transcript has 11 exons.
CCCCUGACCCCACGAAGGUCAACUAAACAAAAACAAAAAUUGCUGGAAAAACUCAGCAGGUCUGACAGCAUCUGUGGAGAGAAAGACAGAGUUAACGUUUCGAGUCCGCAUGAUUUUUCUUCUCCCCUCGUCUAAGUUAUCGUCUCAGCUGGUAAAAUGAAAAUUGUGGAAGAGCCAAACACCUACGGGCUAAAUAAUCCUUUCCUGUCCCAAGUAAACAGACUUCAACCGAAAAUCAGACCUGCUGCAGUUUCAGGCCCAGCUCAUCUGCACAGACUUGCUGGGAAAUGUUUCAGUAUGACUGAGUCUGCGUACAAGUACGAGUUCUGUCCCUUCCACAAUAUCACACAACACGAGCAGACAUUCCGUUGGAAUGCAUACAGUGGGAUCCUGGGAAUAUGGCAGGAAUGGGAGAUUGAGAACAACACGUUUGUGGGAAUGUGGAUGAAGGAAGGAGAUUCCUGUGGCACCAGAAACAGACAAACCAAGGUCCUUCUAAAAUGUGGACCCAGCCACAAACUGGUUCAAGUUUCCGAGCCCAACACUUGUAUCUACUAUCUGAGCUUUGAGACACCGCUGGUCUGCCACCCCCACUCUUUACUUGUUUACCCAAAUCUGAAGAAAGAGCUGCAGAAUCGAUGGGACCAGGCAGAACAAUCACUCUACGAUGGCCUAAUUACUCAGCAAGGUUAUAGGAAGUUGCUGCAAGCAAUAUUCAGAGAUGCAGGUUACCUAAAAAUCUCUGGAGAAAAACAGGAUCAACAGGAGCUGGAGGAACAGAACCACUCCCAGGAGACCUUGGGCAGGUGCAAUGAGGAGCGAAAUAAACUCUCCACAGAAGUUCAGAGGCUAAAGGAUUUACUGACCCGUAACAACAUCUCCUUCACAAUGCCGACCGUGAGUGAAGAAAUCCCCAGAUUAACUGGAAACCAAACUCCAAGGAACCAACAGCUGCGUGGAGACCUGGGGCUCUGGGAUGAUGCACUGUGAUCAGUACCCAGUGGACAGAUAGUCCAGACCUCAGGAUUAUUUGCUUUCCACCAUACCCUUUUCCAAGCAAUUAAGAGGAAAGCUCCAGCGACACUUCUCACUCAGCUGCUGCUUCUGCAAAUUCUGCUUAUUUUGAAUGUGGGAUUUGCUCUGUAAAAGUCUUAAUUCCUACUCAGAUUAUGGAGAAUGAAGUGAUUGUGUUUCAGCUCUGGAAUCUCUCCAACUUAAAAGUUGAAUAAAUGUCGAGUUUGUUUCUAUAUUUCCAAAUGUAAAAUGUUAUUCCUGGAUUAGACCAGCAAUGAAAAAUGUAAGGGACAAAUAUUGAACGAACCCAAGUGACGAUACAAAGCAAUCAGAAGUGGAAAAAGUUCUUAAGGAGUAGAAUAAUAAACAACUUGGGGUUAGGGCAGUGUGUGAGCUCCAGCCAGACACCAGGGAAGUGCUGGUCAAAGGUGGGGUAGGUGAAAUAAAACACAACCUUUAUUCUGCUUUGACCCCACACCUCACACUUGGUGACGCAUUGAUAUUUUAAAGUUACAGAAAUGACCAACGAUUAAGAGUUAUUUUAACUGGCCCAUAGUUCUGCUAACAGGGCCGGGGAGAGGGAGUGCACAAGGUGCAAAACAUCAGGGCUAAGGGGCCUGGGCUCAUUGUAAAUAGAGUUCUUGUCAUUGUCUAGACUGAACAGCCAGAUGGGAUUGAGCCAUCUGAAAGAUAGCUUUAAAAAAAAUGAACUUGGUAAUCGACAGUUGCUGCAAGUAGGAAUUUCAUUUGUUUUUAUUUUACAUUCGCCAUUUCUUUGGCAGGUUUCUUGAGUGUUCACUUUAAGAUCCUGGGCAAUGUGUCUUCAGUAUGGUAAAAUUUGGCACCUUCACUAUAAUUUGGCUGUUUGUUUGCAGCUGGGGAAAAGUAUUUUAUUGAAAUUUUGUGGAGCUUGGGGUCCAAUUAACAAUACCUUCAAUUUCAUGAUCCACCUCUUGAUUGUUUCUAAAUAAAUAAAAAUUCCACUGUUUGUGCAUUCCACUCUACUUUUGGACAGCUUUGUGGUUUAAAAGAAAUCAGUACUGUUAGUUACUGACGGUUGCUGCAAGUAGGAAAACUAAUAAACCUACAGAAUACUCUAUUCACACUCUAAGAAGGGAUAAACUGAAAUUUGUUUAGAAUGUAGGCACUCAAUAGACAGAUAGUAAGGCAGCUGACACCUGACAUUCCAGAUCAAAAUUAUAUGGUAAUCUCAAUGUGUCAUGCACUCCGCACUGGGAGCAACACUAACUACAUUACCUGCAACAAGUAUGUGCGAGAAAUUCUUGUGGAAUUUGUGUCAGUCAGAACAGAGAGAAACUACUGCAACUGACCUUUGGGAAAAACCAUGAAGCAUCCCAAAGGUCAAGUAGUAGGCACAAAUGGUGUAUUUUUUUUAUUAUCAAGAGCUAGAUCAUGAACUUGAAUGUAUUGCUAACUGAACCCCAAGCUCCACAAAAUUUUAAUAAAAUACUUUUCUCCACUGAAUGUGCCUAUUUUACCCACAUGGAGAUGCAUCGACCAGGAUCUUGGGAGUGAACUCAAGAAACCUGCCAAAGAAAUGGGGAAUGUAAAUUAAAACCAAAUUAAAUUUCUACUUGCAACUAUCAGUAACCUGACAGCUCCUAUUUAUUUUAAAGCUGGUCAACCACGAAGCUGCCUGAAGGUCUUUCCCACUCAGCAACUACCAGGUAUUUUUAAAAAACACAUUUAACUGCCAGUUAAACUGUCAGUUGUUGAGAGCAGGAGAUGACACCAGAGCAGUGAUUGGAGGAGUAGCAGGUGCAGGAAAGACAAAGCUGCUCCUCCAAUCACAGAUUCUGUCUCUCCCACACUGGAUAAAAGCAAGCUCUCCCGUUUUUGUUUUCUGGUGCUUUGCUUGCCAAGCUGGUUUUCCAGUGGCUCUGCGUGGUGCUGUGUUGUUCCUCUCUCCAUGCUGAUUGGUCUGUAAAGGUUGGCUAGGCAGAUACUCUGGCCGUUCCUGGUGGCCACCAUGCAGGAGUCUUUGCUGCACUGAACAACUUGUGAAGACUUCUUCUGGAAGGCCAAGGAGGAACAGAAAAUGAAAGAACAGGAGGGAGUCUCCGCUGGUAACGAGGCCAAAGCAGGCCCAGGGGAGCUGUCACAUACCUUGCCUUGUGCCAAGCCGGACCAGACUAGACUGUAGCAUAAGCCACUCCCAGGGAACUAGAACUUUGCUUCUAGUGAUAGUUAUCUUGAGUGAUGUGAUUGAGUGCUGUGUCAGUGUAUCCGGGGAGGAAGAAGGGAGCUUAGGCAGCAAGUGAAUGGGGCUGUCUCCUUUCCUCCAUCUUUCCCUUCUAUAACUCUCCAACAAUGAAACAAUGCAAGCUGCAGCAUGGAAAUGGUCUUUCUUUUCGAUACUGAGCAAGUAGUCAAAUUAUAUAAAACAAAACCAGAAAGGUUUUCUUGCAAUCUGGGUUGCAAGUAUUUAAUCUUUGCCCUGAAUAUGAAUUUGUUCUCUGUUUAUAUAUGAUGCAAUGUGCAAAACAUGUUAAUGAGAUAGUCACCAAAAUCAGUGUUAUUGUCUGCAUAAUGUUAUAAAUAAUUAAUCGGAUAUUUUCCUGUUAAAUUAAUUAAAAUAAAAUUUGUACUCUCUGGUUUGUUAA